Messenger RNA from Musa acuminata AAA Group (dessert banana), 2194 nucleotides. RefSeq lists its product as uncharacterized. The record is from RefSeq and is a predicted model, not a curated record. NCBI's taxonomy places the organism in Eukaryota, Viridiplantae, Streptophyta, Magnoliopsida, Zingiberales, Musaceae. The coding region runs from base 235 to 1923 and encodes 562 amino acids. The transcript is spliced from 3 exons. Gene Ontology annotation, molecular function: protein binding.
CCAGCGAGGAUGUUGAUGGAUCGAGGCUUUCUCCGAAAGGGAAGGGAGUGGGAGAGGGCGAGAGGCAGUCAAAGCUGGCAAUUUUCUCUCUUCCACGCCCUUGCUCGGGUUUAAAUGGGCAUCUGAUCCCUCUGAGCUCGCCCUUAAUAAGUCCUCUCGGCUCACACCGGAGAAAGCUGAGAUCUUUCGGGUCCUUCGGGUGGGAGAGUGGGGAAAGGUGAUGCUUUGGGGACAAUGGCGGCGAGCUCACCUUGCCUGGCCACGGAGAGGAAGCACUGGUGGCUGAUCAACAGGAAGGUAGUCGACAAGAACCUCCGAGAAGCCCGAGCUCUCAUAACGACGCAAGAGCAGUCCAAUGUGUCGACGGCGGUGGGCCUCCUCGACGCCGCCCUCGCUCUCUCCCCGCGCCUCGAGGCCGCCCUCGAGCUCAAAGCCCGCUCCCUCCUCUUCCUCCGCCGCUUCCGCGAGGUCGCCGACAUGCUCCAGGACUAUAUCCCGAGCUACAAGGGAGGAGGCGGCGGCGGCGGCGGGGGGGACGACGGCUCCACUUCCUCCCUCGGCGCCGGCGACCACUCCUUGACGGCCUCCUCCGCGCCGCUCCCCCGGGAGCGCGCCAACCUCCUCUCCCCCGGCCGCGAGAGGUCCGACGGCGACCACUCCUUCCGCUGCUUCUCCGUCUCCGACCUCAAGCGCCGGCUCUUGGCCGGCCUCUCCAGGAGCUCCUACAGGGAGGGCGAGUGGAGGUAUUUGGUGCUCGGCCACGCUUGCUGCCACCUCGGCAUGAUGGAGGACGCCAUGGUUCUGCUCCAGACCAGCCGCCGCCUCGCCUCCGCCGCCUCCCGCCGCGAGUCCGUCUGCUGGUCCGACGACAGCUUCGGUCCCUCCGCGGGGGAGGACGGCUGCUCUGCUGCCCCGCCGUUUUCCGACUCGGAGUCGGCCUCCCAGCUUCUUGCUCACGUGAAGCUCAUCCUACGGCGGCGCGCCGCCGCGGUGGCGGCGCUGGAUGCCAGCCUCCCUGCUGAGGCCGUUCGCCACUUCACCAAGGUCCUCGACACCCGGCGCGGACUCCCUGGCAGCUUCGCGGCCGGCUGCCUCGUGGGCCGCGCCGCCGCUUAUCGCGCGACGGGCCGCCUUGCGGACGCCAUCGCCGACUGCAACCGCGCCCUCGCCGUCGACCCCUCCAUCCCCGCCCUCCGGGCCCGCGCCGACCUCCUCGAGGCCGUCGGCGCCCUCCCGGAUUGCCUCCACGACCUCGAGCACUUGAAGCUCCUCUACGACGCCAUCCUCCGCGACCGCAAGCUUCCAGGGCCACCGUGGCGUCCCCACCGCGACAUCCGGUACGGCGACAUUCCCGCCAACCUUCACACGCUCGCUGCGCGGAUUCAGAAGCUCCGGGGCCGCAUCGCGGCCGGCGAGGGGAACAACGUGGAUUAUUACUCGCUGAUCGGCGUUCCUAAAGGGUGCAGGCGGCCGGAGUUGGAGCGGGCGCACUUGUUGUUGACGCUGAAGCAUAAGCCGGAGAAGGCAGUGGGGUUCGUGGACCGGUUGGAGUUCGCGGACGACCACCGAGAUUUGGACGCGAUCCGGGAUCAGGCGAGGAUGUCUGCCUCAAUCCUUUACAGGAUGAUGCAGAAGGGAUAUGCCAGUAUCAUGGCGGCGGUCAUGGAGGCGGAGGCAACAGAGAAACAGAGGGCAAAAGUGGCAGCCGCCAAUGCAGCGAUUCAAGCCUCAACAGUGAAGACGGCUGAGAAGGUGAAUGCAGCGAGGAACGAAUCUGUUUUAGGAUCAGAUAAGGCAGCAGUGGCAGCAUCCGCAGCAGCGGCCGCAAUGUUACAGAGUGUAUUUUGCCGCGACAUGGCGGUGGUGGGGAGCAUGCUGUCGCACAGGGCAAUGCCGGUGAAGUACGAGGCAUUGAGCUGCUGAAGAAAGAGGAUGGCGGGAAGGGAUCCGAGGGCAUGCGGAUAUGAAUUCGUUGUCUGGUAGCAUCACUGUACAGCUGGGGGAAAAAUAUCUUAUGGAAGGGAAAUUUUGUUCUACUCUAUUGUUCUUAUACUCUUCUUGUUUACCUGUCUUUCGUCUUUCGAUCGUCGUCUUCAUCUUAGUAAUGGUCAGUAUGUUAUAUCAGAUGUUUGUACAGCUUAAUAUUGGGCUUCCAUCAAUAUCUACUCCCUUCUGACUGUAGCUGCUUGUUAAA